CCAAACUGAGCGUUAGGCAGUCUUGUUUCUGAAACGGCUUGAGACUGAGACAACAUGAAGGCUGCCCUGGUCCUCGCUGUACUUUUCGUCAUCGCCAACGCCGAUCACCAUGAAGGCCACGAAGGUCAUCAUGGCAACCACACUGACGAGCAUGGGCACCAUCACGGACACCAUCAUGGACACGAACAUGGACACGAACAGGGACACGAACAUGGGCACCCUUCGCACCAUGGAUCGGUCUGCAGUUUUCCGGAGGAAGCCUUGGCUACAGUGGUGGAAUGUGUCGAACGCAACAUCACAGAUGAGGUCCGAGGGAAGCUGACCGCAGUAAGCCAGAGGCUUGAGUGCGAAACCAUCCUGUGUGGCAUUAAGAAAUUUUGCCAGGCGCACGGCACUCUGGAGGGCAACCGGACUGACGUUUUCACGCAUGAAGAGAACGUCGAGCUCCGGAACGCAUUCAUCGGCUGUAAGCCUCAGCCGUUGGCCACUACUGAAAGUGUGGUUGAACAUGUCAGCGAAGCUGCAGCUGAAGCCUAGUUUUGUAAAUAAAUAUGAAUCAACAAGUCACCACUGAAGAAUGAAAUAAAUGUACAAAUGCCUAUCCCUUCC
Rhipicephalus sanguineus (brown dog tick) is the source of this 609-nucleotide messenger RNA. RefSeq names its product transcription factor Maf-like. NCBI's taxonomy places the organism in Eukaryota, Metazoa, Arthropoda, Arachnida, Ixodida, Ixodidae. The coding region runs from base 55 to 537 and encodes 160 amino acids. The record is from RefSeq and is a predicted model, not a curated record. The transcript has 5 exons.